GGGAGCGGCGCAAGCCCGUCUGGGGGCGGGGCGGAGCCCGGGCUGGGGGUGCCAAGCAGACCCGGCAGCUGCGCCCGCGACUCUGCAGUCCAGGCGCAUUUGGUGGGGCGAUUGGGCAGGGAGCACGCAAGGAGAGCGGGACUGAGGGCUCCGCGGACAGACCGACAGACGGACGCCCCCGCACACGCAGACGCACCGAGCUCCGCACGGCCCCUGUCACACACAGACAGGGACACACGCAGACACGCACACUCGCGCGCUCACAUCCUCCCGCCAGCCUUCUUGUCCGCCGGCGCCCGGAGCCCGCUCUGGCCGGAGUGAGAGAGAGCGCGCGACAGGCUGCUGAUGACUCCGAGGGAGGGACCCUGGACAUGUGCUGUAGUGAAAGGCUGUUGGGUCUCCCCCAGCCGGUAGAGAUGGAAGCACUGGACGAGGCCGAAGGACUCCCCAGCAAGCAGAAAGAGAUGCCACCACCCCCGCCACCCUCACCACCCUCUGAGCCAGCUCAGAAGCUGCCACCUCAAGGCGCCGGGAGCCACUCCCUCACCGUCAGAAGCAGCCUGUGCCUGUUUGCUGCCUCUCAGUUCCUGCUCGCCUGUGGGGUGCUCUGGCUCAGUGGCCAUGGCCACUCCUGGCUGCAGAACACCACACACCUCAUCUCCUCUUCGCUCACAGUGUUGAACCAUCUGGGACCUUCGGCCUGGCUGGGUUCUGGGACCUGGGGCAUACCAAGUCUGCUGCUAGUCUCUCUGACUGUGGGCCUGGUCAUCAUCACCACCCUGGUGUGGCACCUCCUCAAGGAACCCCCAGAGCCACCUGCCCCACUGCCCCCAGAGGACAGGCGUCAAUCAGUGAGCCGGCAGCCCUCCUUCACCUACUCAGAGUGGAUGGAGGAGAAGGUAGAGGAUGACUUCCUGGACCUGGAUGCGGUGCCUGAGACACCUGUGUUUGACUGUGUGAUGGACAUCAAGCCUGAGACUGAUCCCACCUCGUUGACUGUCAAGUCCAUGGGUCUGCAGGAGAGGAGGGGCUCCAAUGUCUCUUUGACCCUGGACAUGUGUACUCCUGGCUGCAACGAGGAAGGCUUUGGCUACCUGGUGUCCCCACGAGAGGAGUCAGCCCAUGAGUACCUGCUCAGUGCCUCCCGUGUCCUCCAGGCGGAGGAGCUGCAUGAGAAGGCCCUGGACCCUUUCUUGCUGCAGGCGGAAUUCUUUGAAAUCCCCAUGAACUUUGUGGAUCCAAAAGAGUAUGACAUCCCAGGGCUGGUGCGGAAGAAUCGGUACAAAACCAUCCUUCCCAAUCCUCACAGCAGGGUACGUCUGACAUCACCAGACCCUGAAGAUCCUCUGAGUUCCUACAUCAAUGCCAACUACAUCCGGGGCUACAGUGGGGAGGAGAAGGUGUACAUCGCCACCCAGGGACCCAUCGUCAGCACUGUGGCCGACUUCUGGCGCAUGGUAUGGCAGGAGCGCACACCCAUCAUCGUCAUGAUCACCAACAUCGAGGAGAUGAACGAGGUAGGGACCCUGUGCCAUUGCUCAUUGCUCCUGCUUUGUGCCCCACUAGAAGCAGCUCAUUUGCAUGCUAAUCUUUAUGAGACUCUU
Grammomys surdaster is the source of this 1604-nucleotide messenger RNA. RefSeq names its product tyrosine-protein phosphatase non-receptor type 5-like. Gene Ontology annotation, biological process: protein dephosphorylation. The transcript has 10 exons. The record is from RefSeq and is a predicted model, not a curated record. Gene Ontology annotation, molecular function: protein tyrosine phosphatase activity. The annotation marks the transcript as partial. NCBI's taxonomy places the organism in Eukaryota, Metazoa, Chordata, Mammalia, Rodentia, Muridae.